AUGGAGGCCUACCCUCCCGACUAUGUAGUCCAUAAUCUGCCCUUCAUAGUCCUGUCUGGCCUCGGAGUUAGCAAAGAGCGCGAACCUCCAGCAGCCGCCCAGGACGUGCUGCCCGGCCGAGCAGUCACUACUAUCAACGCAGAGUCGCCGCCUGUCGCCAGCGAACGUGCCACCGAAUUACUCGACGAGUUCUUGAGCGCCGAUGGGACCAAUGCGCCGUGGAAUGGACGGUCCUUCCAUCGAUCAGGUCUCACACAUGGCUUCCGAUUUCGAGCUGUUGGCCGGCAAUAUCAAUUGCCAGCGAAAAAGGCCGAUGCUCCCACGACGUGGGCAACGACGCCUCCAGGUAGCCCCACGAUAGCCGCAGCAACCUCGUGGACAUUGCACUCGCCCAUCUCGCCCUUGUCCCCCAGCUCGACCACCUUCCCAGACGGCGUCAUCGCUCCUGUCUGGGUUUCCAAGCACCAGCACUAUGUACCUUCUGUGUUCAUCUCCUUCUUCGACUUCACCACAGACCCCAUCACAAAUAGCCUGCACGACAAUCAACUGAAAACGGACAUCAACCGGAUCAAGAGCCAGAUUCAGAAGUCGGACUAUCGCACGCGGUUCGCCGUGGUACUUCUAAGCAACAAAACGAUACUGGAGGCGCCUGAUAUUGAAGAGCGUUUGACGGUGAUACGAAGAGCCACUGGUCUGGACCCCAAGAACUCGUUCUUCUUCCUCCCUCCAAACACAUCACAGGUCGAGUUACGAGCUUUCGUGACAAGCAUCUUGUCCAUUUUACAGCCCAUUUGCGUCGAGUACUACCGAGAUCUCACCAAGCAUGCCAGACGGAAGAAAAGCCGCGGUUCUGUACCGCCUCCUACAGCCCCACCGACACGAGGCACGUCACAAACAUUGUCCUACCCUGGCUGGGGCAUCCGCUAUGACUUCAAGUUGGGAAUCUUUGCAGAAUUUCGUCAGGAAAUGGAUGCUGCACAACGACAUUAUAACAUUACUCUCGAAUCAUUGUUCGGCGCUGAAGGAUUGUUCGAGACCACCGCAAGUUGGUCACCCAGGUGGGACGAAAUACGUUUGUUGGCCGAUAUCGUAGCGCUUCGACAUAUUCGCUGCCAAUUGUGGCUGAACUGCCCUACUUCUGCAGCCCAAACGUGGUUAAGAUAUAAGCUUAGGCUAAGAGAUGUCCUUGAUCGUCGAGGCAAGGGCUCCUCAAAUUACGGAUGGCAAGCAUGGGAAUCGCGAUGGGCGCGAAUUAUGGCGCAAGCCAUUCAGCGGGCCGAACUGCCCGUGUUCGCGGUAGGAAAGCAACUCCAAGACUCAGAUCCUCCAAGUAAGGGCAUGGUAGCAGUAUUCUCCCCACCUGAGAAAUCAUUCCCCGUCGGUGAACGGUUCCCGCCAUGGGAGCUUCUCCACCACGCCGGGUAUUGGCACAAGAUGUCUAGUGACCAUGCAAAGAGACGCUAUAUUCUUGCCCGUGACAUACCUGAAGAGGACCGCACUCCACCGGGUAUGUCUCCCGCUACAAAGGUAUCAAGCCGAAAUCAGAUCUACGAUCAAUACCUCGUCCCACAGCCUCAUGAAGAAUACCCUCUUCCAGGUGUUGGAGGGGGUUUUGAACACUGGAGUGAUAUUGCUGCAAAAAUGAACGCCUCCAUACAAGAAUUCAAGAGUCGUGGUCAGCACCGCAAGGUAGAUCAGCUGCAAUUAGAGGUAGCUAGAACCUUGCUUCACGUGAAGAGGUUUGAUGACGCGUUUAAGGUACUUCGGCCGCUAUGGGAGACGAUGGCUUGGAGGAAGGAAGGCUGGUACAAUCUAGCUUCCGAGGUGUUGUGGGCCCUUCACGAGUGUGCUUUGCGCGUUCAGAACAAAGAAGCUUAUGUCGCUACCGAGUGGGAACUGUACACUCAAAUGAUUCCGGGAAAAACGAGGUACAAACACGACUUGAUGGUCUGCUUGGACGUAUUCGCCAAGGAUGAACCCGCAGAUAAGAUCAACGUGAAUUUGAAUGCCAAAGAUCACAUGUCUCCUUUGAUCAUAACCUUCGCCUUCUCCGAAAGUGAAGGCAAUGUAGGAGAGCCUCUGCAAUCACAAAUGACAAUCACGUCCAAUGCUCGCCAGGGGUCUGCGCCCGUUACAUUGUCGUCUCUCUCCUACCACUUCAGCGGGGCCUUGAGUGAGGUACAACUGAGCCAUGAAAGAGAUGAGAAAACCGCAGUGACGACAUCCAGAAUGUUGGCAUGUACGCUGGAGGAAACUUCUACAUCUGGCCAAAAGCCCCAAUGGGCCGGCGUGAGUGAUUUGACCAUUUAUCCUGGUCAAACCAACGUCUACACCUUCCCUCUUAUCUUCCGCGAAGCAGGUGAUGUGGAUGCAGAUUCUUGUGUAUUUGAGGUGAACACGGAUCACUUCAACCUCACUUGCUCGGACACGGAUUUGCACAGUAGCCCUAACCCAGCAUGGUGGGUCACUUCGAAUGGAGCAGUCAAGCCAAGAAAGUAUAAAGGAGCUGGAGGAUUGUCGGUUCAUAUUCUUCCAAAGCCACCGAAAGUGGAGAUCAGAUUACCGGAUGUAAGAACUCAGUACUUCACCGAUGAACCGGUCACUCUGGCUAUUGAGAUCCUAAACCAGGAAGAAGAAGACACGGAAGCUGUCCUUGAAGUACGGCUGCUAGGUCGUCAACAGGAUGCUCUGGGGUUCGCCUGGCUCGAACGGCCAGCCUCGUCACCGAUGAAAGAAGUACCUCCACAGGUGGAUGGUUUCAAAGACGUUGAUUUGCCGGGUCAUGUUGUCGGCAAGCUAUCACAGGGCGCCAGCACAGUGGAGAAGAUACAUUUUACAGCGCCUCCUGAUCCGGCAGACUUUGCUUUAGAGGUUAAGGUACUAUACCAUCUUCUCAGCGAUCGCGACAUCCCAAUAUCCAAGAUCAUGGUAGCAGAUCUUGUCUUCAAUGCGCCUUUUGAAGCAAGUUAUGACCUCAACGCCCGCGUUCAUCCAGAGCCAUGGCCAAGCUACUUCGAAUUACGGGAUGCUGAGAGCAACUUCAACCCAGAAUCAGCCGACGCAUUUGGCAUUGCACAGAAGUGGGGCCUGCGAGCAAAGGUUGCAUCAUUCGCCGAUGAACAGCUGACAGUCAGUGACCUAGCUGUCAAAGUCCACGGCGUCCAUGGCGGUGCAACAUGCGAUGUGACGAAGGAAUUCGAGGCAGGCGAGCAGGCCAUGGACCCUCAGAUCUUGAGCGAGUGGGCCUUCAGCCUUGAUGUACGAAAAAAUAAUCUGGAAGAGCGACGGUCAACCGCGCUCGACACGACCCUCAACAUUACCUGGCAGCGGACUUCCAUCCCUAAUGCUCCGGUGGUAACUUCCUGUCUCCCAAUACCACGCAUACAAAUACCUUCGAGCGAGCCUCGCGUCCUAGCCUCAGUCCAAUACUCAACUUCAGUAGCCUCACUAGUGCACCUCGAUUACACACUCGAAAACCCCACCAUGCACUUCCUCACCUUUGAAGUCAACAUGGAAGCCAGUGAGGAAUUCGGCUUUAGCGGCCCAAAACUCCGUACCUUGCAUCUGCUGCCCAUGAGCAGGCAGACUGUGUGCUAUAGCUUGCUCCCCCUUGUCACGGCCACUUGGAUCACACCACAUCUCAAGGUCAUGGAUCGAUACUUCAAUAAAACUCUCAAGGUUCAGGCGACAGAGGGCCUGCGCAUGGAGAAAAAGGGCGUUGGUGUUUGGAUACCGGGGGAUGAGGGGACGGGUCCUGCACCUGAAGCUGUGCUGUAA
Molecule: messenger RNA, 3777 nt
Organism: Plenodomus lingam JN3
Lineage: Eukaryota; Fungi; Ascomycota; Dothideomycetes; Pleosporales; Leptosphaeriaceae
Source: RefSeq, a predicted model, not a curated record